This is a messenger RNA of Ahaetulla prasina, 1615 nucleotides long. RefSeq names its product coenzyme Q7, hydroxylase (gene COQ7). NCBI's taxonomy places the organism in Eukaryota, Metazoa, Chordata, Lepidosauria, Squamata, Colubridae. Gene Ontology annotation, biological process: ubiquinone biosynthetic process; regulation of reactive oxygen species metabolic process; regulation of gene expression. Gene Ontology annotation, cellular component: nucleus; mitochondrial inner membrane. The coding region runs from base 139 to 813 and encodes 224 amino acids. The record is from RefSeq and is a predicted model, not a curated record. The transcript is spliced from 6 exons. Gene Ontology annotation, molecular function: 3-demethoxyubiquinol 3-hydroxylase activity.
UCGAACGAGCUUCCCGCCGCGCGCAACCGUCUCGAGGUUUUAAAUUAUGGAUUAAGGACGUCUUACGUCGAACAGGGCGCCACGACGGGGCUGUGGCCGCAGGAGCCUCGUUACGUCAUCAAUCCACGCCCAGGCAGCAUGGCGAAGGCCGCGGCAGGCUGUGGCCUUCUGCUGAUCCGUGAGCAGUGCCUGCUCGGCGUCCGCUGGGAAGGUGCAAAAAGAAGAUGGGGCUUGCAAUUCCUACGCUCCCCUUACAGGUUUUGUAGCAGCAGAAUAGUUUUGGAUGAUAUCAACAAGCCGAUGAUUGACCGAAUAAUCAGAGUGGAUCACGCGGGUGAAUAUGGGGCAAAUCGCAUUUAUGCCGGUCAGAUGGCUGUCUUAGGCAGAAGUUCAGUAGGACCAGUCAUUCGUCAAAUGUGGGAACAAGAAAAGGACCAUUUGAAACAAAUGAAGGACUUGGUGAUUUUGUACAGAGUCCGUCCAACCAUUUUGUUACCUCUGUGGGACGUUGCAGGUUAUAUGUUAGGUGCUGGCACAGCUUUGCUUGGGAAAAAAGCUGCCAUGGCCUGCACGGUGGCUGUGGAAGAAAGCGUUGCUGUGCAUUACAACAACCAGAUCAGGGUCCUCGUAGAAGAAGACCCCGAGAAAUACAAGGAGUUAUUACAGAUCAUCAAGAAAUUUCGCGAUGAAGAGAUGGAGCAUCACGACACUGGGCUUGAGUACGAUGCUGAAUUGACUCCGGGAUAUUCAAUUUUGAAGAGUGCUAUACAAAUCGGAUGUAAAGCAGCGAUAUUUUUAUCGGAAAGAAUUUAAAUUUGGCCGCGGUAGAUUUAUAGUCUAUAUAGAUGGGGAUUCUUUUUGUUUUCUUCGUUCUUCUUUGUCGGUUGGGGAAAGCCGAUGGUUACCAUUUCGACUGUCUGAAAUUGCUGGAAACUUGCUGGAGAAGUUACUCAACUGUUUUCAUGUGCUUUCCACCUGAAAAACACCAACGCAGUUUUGCUGCCUUGUUUUUGAUUUUUUUGUUUGGCAAACUCAACGUCUUUUUUCAGCGAAAGGGAUUCCUUAUAGAAUAGCCGUUUAGCCUUCCCUCCCAAGAGAACAUUAUUAUUAUUAUUAUUAAUUAUUAUUAUUAUUAUUAAAGUUUGUACUGAAAAGCAAGUCACGCUGCUUAAAAACCAAUCGUGUGUUUUCUAAUGGAAGAUUCAGGAGCAGACGUUUGUUGAAAUCAAUGGUGCUUCAUUCCAUCAAAGCUUUCUAAGAAUUACAUUUUAAGCUUUUUUUAAAAAAAACUUUUAUUUAAAAAUUAAUUUUAAAAAAAAUUAGAGCAGCUUUAGUGGGGCCAGAUGUUGUAAAACAUGUUGGAUCCAUAAGAUGCAUUACAAGUAGUCCUCAUGACCACAAUUGAGGCCAAAACCUCUGUUAAGUGAGACAAGUGAGUUUUACGACCUUCCUUACCACAGUUGUUCAGUGAAUCCUUGCAGUUCUUAAAUUAAUAACACGGUUGUUAAGUGAAUCUUACGGACUUUGCUUGUCAGGUCGCAAAAGGGGUCACGUGACCCCGGGAUACUGCAACUGUCAUAGAUAUGAGUCCAUGUGUUGUAAAUGUUGUGCCUUG